This is a messenger RNA of Daphnia magna, 483 nucleotides long. RefSeq lists its product as uncharacterized. The record is from RefSeq and is a predicted model, not a curated record. The transcript is spliced from 4 exons. Bases 1 to 483 code for a protein of 160 amino acids. NCBI's taxonomy places the organism in Eukaryota, Metazoa, Arthropoda, Branchiopoda, Diplostraca, Daphniidae.
AUGUCAUCUCACCGAUCCCACCACCCUGAUAAUACGAAAACAUGGCUACCUUUCCAAUUUGAGGUCGCACCCAGCGACCCCUAUGAAAGCAAACAAAAAAUCAUGAUUCAAAUACAAAGAAAUGUUCAAAACUUGGGGAGAGAGCCUCUAAUUCCCGUUUUCAUGUUUAAGUAUGGACUAUGGAGUAUGGACUGGAGCUACGUGCAAUGCGUCUACGUAGUCCGAGUAGCCAAAAGUGGAUAUUCAGGAAGUGAACUGGACAGAUCGAGGGUACCAAAGCAGCACCAUACCAACAGUCCAGCAGGGAAACUGUAUAACAUUAUAGGUGGGCAAUGCUUAUCAGAUAAAACCAUGUAUGUUUUUCACUCUUCCUCUUACGACGUCAGCAUGAAUCAUUGUGUAACAGCAUUCGAAACUGGACGUUUAAUGUGCGGUGUUUCGAUGCUAGUUGAUCAAUUGACGUUCACGUUCUCGUUCAAUUAA